This is a messenger RNA of Aedes aegypti (yellow fever mosquito), 565 nucleotides long. RefSeq names its product bifunctional endo-1,4-beta-xylanase XylA. NCBI's taxonomy places the organism in Eukaryota, Metazoa, Arthropoda, Insecta, Diptera, Culicidae. The transcript has 3 exons. Bases 104 to 454 code for a protein of 116 amino acids. The record is from RefSeq and is a predicted model, not a curated record.
CAUUUGAUUAGAAUUUUAUCCAGUGUCUAAUUGUCAUUUCAAUAGUAAACAACAAACUACAGUGUCUCCAAAGGAUUUAAUCGAAUCAUCACCAACUUUCAAAAUGUUCAAGCUGGUACUCAUCUCUGCUCUCAUUGCGGCUGCUUUCUGUCUGCCUGCGGAAAAGGACAAAGCCAACUACAUGGAACCAUCGGAGACUUCGUGGAACUCUGCGUGGGCCAAUCCGGCCAACCCGAAUGCUGCGGCUUGGGGUGGCAACACCUGGAACCGAUGGAACAACCCCAAUGCCGAUCCCCGCUGGAACCGAUGGGGAGCAGCUGAGCCGUGGAACCGCCAGUGGGGAGGAGCCAACACUGCCGGAUGGAACCAGUGGAACCGGGCUGGAUCUGCAUGGCCAGCUGCUGGAGCCCCUGCUGGUGCUGCUGCUGCCCGUGGUGGUUGGAAUACCUGGUAAUAGGGGACAUGCUUGAACUGCACGCGGAUGCCAAAAUGACAAAGGCUUUGAUAAUUUUCUUCUAUGUGUAUAAUUUUACCAGGAUUUCAAAUAAAAUCAUAUUAAAAUAAA